AUGGAGGAGACGGGCUUUAAGGAUGAAGUGGACAGAGCCAGGGCAAGGGACGGCAGCGGGGACGGCACAGCCAGCCAGACCGCAGAGGAGGAGCUGGUUGGCACAAGAAAGGAGGCAGCCUUUGUAACGGGCAGCGAGAGUGCUCCACCAUGCAAAAUCCCGCUCAUCUGCUGCGCAGACGGCCUUGAUCAGGACACCUUUAAAAUUUGCAAGGAGCUUCUGAGACCCUUUAAGAAGUCACUUCGGAAACUCCAUUUGCCCCAGCACCUCUCCAUAGAGAAAAAACUGAAGUACAUGAAGGAAAGUUUGACCAUAAUCGGGGACCGCAUCGAUCUGUUUCUGCAGCGGUACUGCAGAGCCUCGGAAGUUGAGCAUUGGCAGAAGAUGUUCUGGCGGUUUGUCUCGCUCUUCUCAGAGAUGGAUGCAGAGCAGCUGCAGAAGCUGUAUAAUUACAUCAAGAACAAUCAAAUGGAUGAGUUUCUGCAAUUAUGCUGUCCUUCAGAAAACCCAGAUCCAGUUCCAGGACUUGAAGGAAAGAAACUGAAGCAGCUUUACGUCACUUGGGGUCUCUGCAGAGGUACAAGAGACGCGCAGGAACACCUGGGUCAGAGACAGUCACCACCAACACACCCUCAAAGUUACCGCCCAGCAGCAAGGAUGACAGAUGAGAGGCAUCUUGACAUCUUCACUUUGUACCCACGAGAGCAGCCAAGCGUUAAGGAUUACAGCAAGUGCCCAGAUGAACGUGGAGCAACUGGCACGUACGGCGUGUCAAAGGGAACAAACCCGCCUGCUCCUUCUCCCGAGGCCUCGCUGGGUGGUUGGGAUACAGCCGCCUUCCAGGAGCUUUUCCGUAGCUGGAAAUUGGAGAGAGCCGCGCGGCUCUUCGUUGGCAGCGAGGUUUUAGGGAAGUUUCCAGAUAAAUCUACGUAA
This is a messenger RNA of Phaethon lepturus (White-tailed tropicbird), 933 nucleotides long. RefSeq names its product chromosome unknown open reading frame, human C17orf64 (gene CHCT1). The coding region runs from base 1 to 933 and encodes 310 amino acids. Lineage: Eukaryota; Metazoa; Chordata; Aves; Phaethontiformes; Phaethontidae. The transcript is spliced from 7 exons. The record is from RefSeq and is a predicted model, not a curated record.